AUGUCCCUCGCGGUAGCUCACGCCGCUGGGGCCUCCCCUUGCACCUCCGCGUUCUCCGCCGCCCGCACCCGGCCCUCAGCGCCACUCUCCUCCGCGCACCAACACACGUCGCGCCUCGCCGCCCUCCGCGUGACCCCCGCAUUCUCGUCCUCCCCUUCGCGCGCCUCCCCCCAGAUGUCCGCCUCCAACCCGCCCUCCGCGGCAGGCGGGGGAGCGGCGGCGCCGGCGGAGGGGAAGGAGCAGAAGCUGUGGGGGGGACGGUUCGAGGAGGCGGUGACGCCGGCCGUGGAGCGGUUCGGGCAGUCGGUGUCGUACGACCAGAAGCUGUACCGCUUCGACAUCCAGGGCAGCAAGGCGCACGCCGCCAUGCUCGCGCAGCAGGGGCUGAUGACGGCGGCGGAGCGCGACGCGAUUGUGGGCGGGCUGGAGGAGAUCGAGCGGCGCAUCGAGGCGGGGUUGUUCGAGUGGCGCGCGGACCGCGAGGACGUGCACAUGAACAUCGAGGCGGCGCUCACGGACCUCGUGGGCGAGCCGGCCAAGAAGCUGCACACGGCGCGCAGCCGCAACGACCAGGUCUGCACGGACGUGCGCCUCUGGUGCCGCGACGCCAUCGCGCAGCUGCUCGACCGCAUCGCGCGCCUGCAGGCGGCGCUGGUGCGGCUGGCGGACGGCAACGCGGGGCUGGUGGUGCCCGGCUACACCCACCUGCAGCGCGCGCAGCCGCUGCUCCUCGCGCACGUGCUGCUCGCCUACGUCGAAAUGCUGGAGAGGGACGCGGGGCGCCUGAGGGACUGCGGGGAGCGCCUCAACUUCUCGCCGCUGGGGAGCUGCGCGCUGGCGGGCACGGGGCUGCCCAUCGACCGCCACCUCACCGCCUCCGCGCUCGGCUUCUCCGCGCCUCUUCGCAACAGUGUGGACGCGGUGUCGGAUCGCGACUUCCUGAUCGAGCUGCUGGCGGCCAACAGCAUCAUCGCCGUGCACCUCUCACGCCUGGCGGAGGAGUGGGUGCUCUGGGCGUCCGAGGAGUUUGGCUUCCUCACCCCGUCGGACCGAGUGUCGACGGGCAGCAGCAUCAUGCCGCAGAAGAAGAACCCCGACCCCAUGGAGCUCGUCAGGGGCAAGGCGGCACGUGUGAUCGGCGACCUGACGACGGUGCUGGUGCUGUGCAAGGGGCUGCCGCUGGCGUACAACCGCGACCUGCAGGAGGACAAGGAGCCGCUCUUCGACAGCACCGAGACCGUGCUCGCCUCGCUCGAGGUCACGGCCGAGUUUGCUGCCAACGUGACGUUCAACCGCCCGCGCAUCGAGCAGUCGCUGCCUGCCGGCCACCUUGAUGCCACCACGCUGGCGGACUACCUCGUGUACAAGGGCAUGCCGUUCCGCACGUCGCACGACGUGGUGGGGCGGGCGGUGGCCAUAGCGGUGGCGCGCGGAGUGGAGCUGAGUGCGCUGACGCUGGAGGAGCUGCGGGCCAUCAACCCCAUCUUUGAGGGCGACGUGUACUCGUUCCUGGGCGUGCACAACUCCAUCACCAAGUUCACCUCCUUCGGCUCCACCGGCGCUGCCCGUGUGGACGAGCAGCUCAAGUUCUGGCGCGAUAAGCUGCAGCUGUGA
Closterium sp. Naga37s-1 is the source of this 1614-nucleotide messenger RNA. The record is from the annotation of a GenBank genome assembly. Lineage: Eukaryota; Viridiplantae; Streptophyta; Zygnematophyceae; Desmidiales; Closteriaceae.